Candida tropicalis MYA-3404 is the source of this 1140-nucleotide messenger RNA. RefSeq lists its product as uncharacterized. Gene Ontology annotation, biological process: mRNA 3'-end processing. NCBI's taxonomy places the organism in Eukaryota, Fungi, Ascomycota, Pichiomycetes, Serinales, Debaryomycetaceae. The transcript has a single exon. Bases 1 to 1140 code for a protein of 379 amino acids. Gene Ontology annotation, cellular component: RNA polymerase II, holoenzyme. Gene Ontology annotation, molecular function: RNA polymerase II C-terminal domain binding. The record is from RefSeq and is a predicted model, not a curated record.
AUGUCAUUCUCCACAGCACAAUUCAAUAGUAAAUUAGAUUCACUACUGAAUACUCAAGAUUCGAUAGUAUCAAUAUCACAAUGGGUUUUGUUCCACGUGAAACAUUACCAAGAAAUCGUUAAAGUUUGGUCGGAUUAUUUUCAUAGUCUGAAUGCAUCAUCAUCAUCGGGAAAGAAAUUAUCAUUGUUGUAUUUAUGUAAUGAUGUUGUUCAACAAUCUAGAAGGAAAAACAAACAGGAGUUCAAUCAUGAAUUUGCAAAGGUGUUACCUGAUGUUUUAAGUGGUUGUUAUUCUGAAUUGAAACCAAAGAUUGAUAGAUUAUUGAAUGUUUGGCAAGAAAGGAAGAUAUUCACCACGGAUGAAAUCACAGCCAUGAAAGAGGCACUUGUCAAACCGCAACCAGUACCACAGAAAGCACAACCACCAAGAGAGGAGAUCACAACAGAACUUAGAUUUGUUAAUGAUCUAUUUAAGCGAUUACAAGAAUUGACGAAAAUCAAUCAAGGUAAUUUAACACAAUUAGGAAUACAAUCAAAGACAUAUCUUGACCCUAAAAAUUCAGAAACUUUACCGGAUCCAAUAAUUUAUAAAUCAAAAUUAAAUAUGUUGGAAAAAUUAGGUAUUGUAUGUAUAUCAAAUAUAGAAGAAAUAAAAAAAAUUAGAAUACAAAUCAAAUCACAAUUGGAUAAUCUUUCAAAAUUGAUUGGUGAUGGAGUUGAUUCAGAUGAUGUUAAAGUCCAAGCUAUAAAUGAGAAACUACACAAACUCAAACAAACAAGAGAUGAACUUGAUCAAGAAGAAACAGGACAGGUAGUGGAUGUUGUGGAUGUUCACGUUGACGUGGAAGAAGACGAAGAUGGAGAGGAUGAUAUGCCAGGGUAUGAACCUGAAUCGGAUAUUGAAACAGAAGCAGAAACAGAAACAGAGUCACGAAAGAGAAGAUUAUCACAGACCUCCUCAGGAGCAUCUACACCAAAGAAAGUUGCCUUUUCAGAGGAUGUCGAAGUCUUUGAAGGUAAACAAGAAGAAGACGAGCCUGAGCCUGAGCCUGAGCCUGAACAAGAGCAAGAGCAAGACGAGGAGAAGAAACAAGAAGAAUCAGUUGAUGUAUUCUCCUUAUUAUCCAAACUAGCAGAGUAG